CACAGGCCCAUCGUGGAUACCCCUGUGCCAACGAAGCUGUUCCGCGAUGGGGGAAGCGGAGAUUGAUCACCUCCGUGUGCCUGCUUAGUUGUGAUGUUCACAAGCUGUUACCCUCAUCUUCUUGGCAGUCAUGCAUAGGGCUUUUCUUUGGACUCUGCACGGGUUCGUCGUCCCUGUCGGCUCGCGACCGUCGUUUUUGAACCUUGCUGCAACUUUCGCGACUUGAGCUUUGGAGUUGCACUUUGGACCUCUGGCCUCCUAACCACUACAGAUGCUCAGGCCUCCUCAUACCUUACUUUUCAGGAAUUUGGCUUCUUAGGCUGCCGUGUGGCGAGCGGCAUUCACAUCAGUGCGCAUUUCUAUAAGUGUGUGUGUGUGUGUCGGUCGCGCUCCCGUAUUUGGGUUAUGCCACGGUGAAAACUAACAAGCUGGACCUAUACUUGCCGCAAUGAAGCAUGCUAUGAUUGAAGCGCAUCACGCCACGUUGCACUGAGUCAGCCCUUCUCCUUGACCACCAUCUCCUUGCCGGCCAAACCGGGCACCCAAGCAGCCCGCGGCUUUGACUCUGGUGGCGCCAGCGGUCCGGGCACUGGAGGCGCCAACGUUGGAGGCAAUGCAGCCAUGCUUGUGGGCAGCAGUGCCUUGUUGGCUGGCUUCAUGGCCUCCAUGGCCACAGCGCCCUCUGGUCAACAGAUGCUGGCCAACGCACGAAGCAGUGAUGGAUGCACACCCUACGCAAACAUCAUGGGCGGCGGUGGUUUUGGAGCUGAUCAAAUUUUUAAUGCCUUGCAGGCGGGCGGAGGUUCGCAGGACUCCGGGCACUGGUGGGAUGCAGCCACAAGCCAUGUGAAACGAAUGAGCUCAAGCACAAUCAAUGAGCAGCACCUGGAAAUCAAAAAUGAGACGAACGUGGAGAUUGAACAGGAGCAGAAUCUGGUCCAACAAACUUUCAUAGAGCAAAACAUUAUACUUGCAGGCAGCGAGCUUGACAACACCAAAGUGGAUAGUAUCCAGCCAAAGGAUUUGCAAAAUGCAAAAGGACCUAGCACAGGCGAUGAGGAGGAGGAGGAAGAGAAUGACGAGACAGAGGGCAAGGAAGAAGGCAAGGAGCAACAGGCUGCGCCUGAGGAGUCGGAGCAGAAGGAGGAAAAGCAAGACACCAGGAGUGAGGAGGAGGAGAAGGAGGGGGAGGAGCUAAAAGAAGAUGAGGAGAAAGAAGACGAGGCAGUGCAAGAGCACGAGAGUGAGGAACAAGAGGAAGACGAGGCGCAGCAAGAGCACGAGAGUGAGGAGGAACAAGAGGAAUCAGAGCAAGCGAACCAGAGUGAGGAGGAACAAGAGGAUGAAGAGGAGCCGAAGGAUCAGGAGGAACAAGGUGAGGAUGCCGACGAACCAGAAUCAGAAGGGGAAGAUGACGACGAACCCGAGGAGGACGAUGACGAACCCGAGGAUGAUGAUGAAGAGGACGACUAGGAGAGGAGAUCUCCGAGGCUAACGUGAAAUGUGUGAAGCGAGGCAAAGAAUCUUGCAGACAUUCGCCCCAGAAGUCAGAUCUGCCAAGCAGUCUGUCGAACACAUGGUGCAGAGUUGCCAGGUUGUGGAUCAAAACCGGGUGUACACAAGAUGAGGA
Molecule: messenger RNA, 1630 nt
Organism: Durusdinium trenchii
Lineage: Eukaryota; Dinophyceae; Suessiales; Symbiodiniaceae
Source: the annotation of a GenBank genome assembly